UUUGAAGACCAACGGAACCUCUUAUUGCCUCGGGAGCUCGAAUCAAUCUAGUUUUACGCUAAUAUCUUCGCGAAUUGUUCAAAAUGCGUGGGAUUUUCCUGGUGUUUUCUGUCAUUCUGUGCCUUUGUGGAGUGCAAGGUGGGAAAUACCGAGUCAUCAAAUUAACAAGAGAUCCAGCUAUAAUACUAAGAAGAAGCAACACAACUAUUAGUAGCAACAACGUGCCCGAUGAGAACCGGAUAUUAAGCACUGGCUUUCUUCAGGCAUUGGCAAAUAUCAAGGGUGGCGGCACUGCCACGACUACCGCAGCACCCACUUUAACAGGAACCAUUACUGGUACCCUCACUGGAACGGGAACACCCACAGGUACAACUGGCACUGGCACGUAUACAAUCACCGGAACCGGAACUGGCACUGGUACUGGUACUUAUACUGAUACCGGUACUGGAACAGGAACUGGAACAGGAACUGGCACAGGAACAAUUACCGGCACUGGAACAGGAACAGGCAAUCGAUUUUCUUGGUUCCGGGUUACUAAAUCGAAGUCAAAAGACGGAAAGAAGCCAGAAAAUCAAAAAGGACAAAAAUUGAAAGAAACUCGCAAAGGACAGAAUUCUCAGAAAUCUCAGAAGAAGACGCAAGCAGGAAACAAACGAACGACCCAUAAACCUAAACGAGAACGAAAGCCAGAAUUAUUUUACGUAAGGAGACCUCGUGGCGAUUAAUGCAGAUUAUCUGAAGUAACCAGAAAUAAACAAAACCCGGACAAAAGUAAUUUAAUAUAGAAUUUUCAAUCUACAGAC
Messenger RNA from Hermetia illucens (black soldier fly), 803 nucleotides. Its product is annotated as putative per-hexamer repeat protein 5. Bases 84 to 725 code for a protein of 213 amino acids. The transcript is spliced from 2 exons. Lineage: Eukaryota; Metazoa; Arthropoda; Insecta; Diptera; Stratiomyidae. The record is from RefSeq and is a predicted model, not a curated record.